This is a messenger RNA of Cheilinus undulatus (humphead wrasse), 1288 nucleotides long. Its product is annotated as APAF1 interacting protein. The transcript is spliced from 10 exons. Gene Ontology annotation, molecular function: methylthioribulose 1-phosphate dehydratase activity; metal ion binding. Lineage: Eukaryota; Metazoa; Chordata; Actinopteri; Labriformes; Labridae. Gene Ontology annotation, cellular component: cytoplasm. Bases 167 to 904 code for a protein of 245 amino acids. The record is from RefSeq and is a predicted model, not a curated record.
GCUGCAGUAACGGUUGCUUGUUUGACGUCUGUAAAUAUUCUGUAUUUUAGGAUUUCACUGCAAACACAAGGGUGGCUGGCUACUGACAUUCAACAGAAACUGGGCAUUGAUGCGUUAUCUGAACAUUAUCUGAUUUCAACUGGGAGUAAAUCAAAAUAAGGAAGAGAUGUCGUCUCUGUGUGGCACCAGCAACGGCUGCCAAGAUGGAGGUCAAGAAGCCGCUGAGAAACAGGAAAAGGAGCAUCCCCGUGUGCUCAUCCCCGAGCUGUGCCGUCUCUUCUACCACCUUGGUUGGGUGACGGGGACAGGUGGAGGGAUCAGUCUCAAACAAGGAGAUCAAAUCUACAUCGCACCAUCAGGAGUCCAGAAAGAGAGAAUCCAGCCAGAAGACAUGUUCGUGUGCGACAUAGAAGAGAAGGACAUCAGCUCUCCUCCAGCCUGGAAGAAAUUUAAGAAGAGCCAGUGUACUCCGCUUUUUAUGAAUGCCUACACUAUGAGAGGAGCACAGGCAGUUAUACACACCCACUCAAAGGCUGCUGUCAUGGCAACACUGCUGUAUCCUGGCAAAGAGUUCAGGAUAACACACCAGGAGAUGAUCAAGGGGAUCCGUAAGGGCACCUCAGGCACUAACUAUCGCUAUGAUGACACCCUUGUCGUGCCGAUUAUUGAAAACACACCAGAGGAGAAGGACCUGAAAGACCGGAUGGCUUUAGCCAUGGAGGAAUACCCAGACACAUGUGCUGUCCUUGUCCGCCGGCAUGGUGUCUAUGUCUGGGGAGAGUCGUGGGAAAAGGCCAAGACCAUGUGCGAGUGUUAUGACUACCUGUUCGACAUCGCUGUCCAGAUGAAGCAGUGUGGACUGGACCCUUCAGCCCUGCCGAUGGAAGAAAAGGGAAUAGUCUGACGUUCACUGGUGCUUUUUGAAAUAGACAUUUGUUGCAGAAAGGUCAGUGGAGUUCAGUCAAGGGGGGCUGAUUGUAAUCAUUUGCCUUUCAUGCUGGCCUGCUUCAAAUUCGAUGAAAUGCGAUGGUAAGGGCAGAUUCAGGGUUGGAGGAGAUUGAAUGCUUGUGAUCCGGAAGCACCUGGAGGUAUGCUGCAAAGCACUAUGGGACAACUCAUGAGUGAGCGGGCGUCAAAUAAAAAGGUCUCUGAGUUCAAAGUCUUUCCUAUUCAAGUUUGACUGCAGUAGAGUCAAGGUCUCUGUGCAUGUCAGGCUAGAACAUACUGUGCUUGAACUGAACUGGGAUUGUGACAGGCUGCCUCUGCCUUAAUCAAUAAAGCUGAUUAA